AUGACUUCAGACUGCACGGAAUUCAAACCAUCAUCGCUACGACUACUCAUCCUCGCUCCUCCAACAGAUCCAACAUCAAAACCACCAUUCCCCGCGCUGCUCCAAGUGUUGGGUGGUUCUCUCCCUUCCGAAGAUGUGACCUCGUUUGCUGGCUACACAUCACAUCCCCCACUCCAGCUCCAGACGAAAUAUUACCAAACAUCUGUGAGCAUCUGGUGCGAUGAGCUUCCCUUGUCAGGACCAAAACCUAGCCACGAAACCCUUCGUGAAAUAAGUUCUGGUGGACCGCUCGAGGAUAACGUGACUGGUGCAAUUGUUGGCGACGCCACAUUGGGGGAUGCGCCCGAGACUGGCACAGACACUUCGACGCUUGAAGAAUGGAAAGAGCAGAUGCUCUCACUCGCUGCAGCGGAGGUGAGGAGAGUCAUCGGCGGACUUGUUGUUAUUCUACCGGUUUCUACAACUUCGUCUCCUGGCAUUCCGGCUCAUUUCACGGCUCUCAUCGAGGCUGUCCAUGCUCUACGCGAGGCAAUUGAGGAUGACAGUUAUGGCCGAGACAUUGCUUCCGUGCUGGUCCUCCAGGGAAGUUCACCUCCAGUGAAGCAGGAUAAUUUGGAUGCCCUCAUGGAGAAACUGGAAGAAGUAUGUCUAUCCGAAAAAGGGAUACUAGGCUGGGACUUUGUGGCUUGGGAUGGUCAAGUGGUAGAGGACGCAGGGAGAAACGGGAAGGAGGAGAGGAACGAGUAUGGCGAGCAGACGGGAAUAAAGCGCGUUCUUGAAGUCAUCAAAGGCAUUGACUGGUCAGCAUCUCCGGAUAUCAUCGGUGAUGAGGAUGACGCCGGAGAGAUAGACCUUGGGUCUGGCGAUGACGACGACGCUACAUUCCCGAGCACGCGGUCUACCAAUAUACGCGGCUCUGAUCGCUUCUCCGGUCUCGACCGUGAGUUGCAGCGAGAAAUGAUGGAAUUGAAAUUCUCUAUGCUUAGUAACGACGAUAAUGACGAUGACGAUGACGAUGACGACUCCAACACUCGGCCACCACACCCAAAGACAGAGCCUGAGGACGAGAAUUUCCAGGUCAACCAGUUGCCAGCGCUGAUGGAACAGGUGGUGGCAAUCCGCGAGGCGGGCUCGGAGAUGUCACCCACUGAAAGGGAGAGGUUUGCGAAGAGAGAGAUCCAGCGGAUCAUGCGGGAGAUGAGAUGA
Messenger RNA from Exophiala aquamarina CBS 119918, 1206 nucleotides. RefSeq lists its product as uncharacterized. The record is from RefSeq and is a predicted model, not a curated record. The transcript has a single exon. Gene Ontology annotation, molecular function: protein-macromolecule adaptor activity. Lineage: Eukaryota; Fungi; Ascomycota; Eurotiomycetes; Chaetothyriales; Herpotrichiellaceae. The coding region runs from base 1 to 1206 and encodes 401 amino acids. Gene Ontology annotation, biological process: vesicle-mediated transport.